Molecule: messenger RNA, 2775 nt
Organism: Alternaria atra
Lineage: Eukaryota; Fungi; Ascomycota; Dothideomycetes; Pleosporales; Pleosporaceae
Exons: 1
Coding region: 1-2775 (924 amino acids)
Source: RefSeq, a predicted model, not a curated record
AUGGCCUCGCCACAGGACAAUCAACAUCUGGUGUGCAACGAGCGAGAAGAAGCGAGGCGUAUCACAGCGGUUCAUCGCCUGGACCAAUAUCGCCAACGCCUGGACGGUGCCAGCGACCGUGAUCAACGCGACACGAUCCACCGAGCGAUCGCGGACGAGCUUGCAGCGGAUCAUACAAAUCUAGCAGGGUGUGCAGCGGCUCUUUUGAGCACACGUCUGCGUCCUCCAGAGCAAUCGCCUGCCUACACGGCGCUCGCAGCCUUGCGUGAUAGCGAUCCCGCUAGCAAAAGUGGUACCGAGUCCGCUGCAUGCCUUCGACUCAUCGCCCAAGUCGGAGCUCACUGGGGUGCAGGAGUCUUGGAGCGAUACGCCUGGACAUCCCGGGCACGCAGCUUUCUCGAACGACUUUGGGCCGUCGCCGAGUUGUAUGCAGACUGGGCAACGGCUGUUAGAUAUCUCAACGCGGUCCUUGUGCUUCGGCAUGAGCUAGUCCUCUCAGGAAGGCUUUCAGCGAGUACGCGCACCUGGCAAACUAUUGGAAAUGAAGUGGACCAAGGAUUGCCAGGGCUACGUUACUCCCCGAUCACAGCUGCGGAUCUGAAGAAUGUAAUAGAUUGGGCAGAAAAGGGCGUCCUGGAGCAUGGUGGUAUCACUCUACAGAGCUUGGAGGAGGCCGAAGAGUCCGUCACGCUUUGGACCACGGCAACGGAAGAGACGAUCCAAUUUCGAGACGGGUCGAGUCUCUCGGCGCGGCCACAGAGUCUUUGGAGCAAAUGCAUGAUCGCCUGCGACACGGCUGGUCUCAUCGUGCGUGAAGAUACAUUGCGUCGACCGCCGCAAAGAUAUCCCUCGGGUAUCCGCAAAUCCACCAAACGACCAAGAUCAGAUGACGUUAGAAUUCCAACGUCCGAGACCGAUCAGUGGUCUGGACAGAGCGACAUACAAAUGGGCCGUGUCGGCGAUGUUGCGGGGACAUCUAAGGCUUCUACCACAGGAUCGUGCGAGAAUGACUUGUUGAACGACGCCAAUAAACGUCCCAAAACGAUGCCGCCUAUGGUCUCACCGGAAUCCGGUAUCACUUCAGAGACUGAGGCGAAUGACCUUGAAGGCCCCGAUGAUUCAAACAGCGAAGGUUCUGACUCAGCGAGUGAUAGCGGAUCUAGUGAAUCGCCUGACACCGAUGCAUCUGAUCAGGAAGAAGUCGACAAACAGGCCGCGGCAAUUUCGCAGCCGUCCCUGAAGAACAGCGCAUUGAGUGAUGCUGACACGGAAGAUGCUGGCAUGCACAGUGAGAGCGGGCUGAGUGCGGCGCCGCAGGGUGCGGGAACAGAGCAGACCGACAUGUCCCCACCGCCUGACACUCAGUCAGAUGACGAAAGCGACGCCUUAGAAGGACAAGUCGAAACGCCGGUCGUACAUGAUGAUGAUGACGGGAUGGACAUGUCCGACAGUAAUGGCGAGCUGCACUCGUCAGACUGCCCACUCUGUGAAGGCCAGUGCAAAGCAGGCUAUGUGCCGCAGUCCGUCUGGACAAUUGGAGAAGAUCAAGCUUUGGCACAACAGCAGCGUAUGAAAGGAUUCAAGCAAAUACACGAAAUCUCUGAUCUUGUUGCUCAACGCCGCAAGAUCGACGCCAAGUCGAACACAUUGAGAGCUUGGGCUACACCAACCCGCCUGGCCACGAUGUUCUUUGACCCAGAUGAUAGCUCACUCUCAACUGCUUCCAAAGAGGACGCAGACGUGUGGUGCUUGACAACGGACACCUUUCAAAGCUACACGGAUGCUGGGGUCGUCUUCGACAGACCCAUCUUGAUGAAGAACGCUGUACGAGACGCUAAUUGGAUGACGUGGGAGCACUGCAAGGCGACCCUCGGACGCAAGCUCGCGGGCCAUAUUCUACAGGUCAGGAAUCCAUACACACACUUGCUCGAAGACAUCGACGGCGAGGAUUUUGUAGAGACAUUGGCCUCGUCCGAUGCUGCUUUGAAUGCUCUGAAUCUUCCCGGAAUAGUUCGAGGUGAUAAGCCUUUCUUUACUCUUCUCCCACGCUACCGCCUGCUGGAAGAUCUGGUGCAUAGCGAAGCUUGGGAUGACGCAAGAAAGCAGGUCACCACCAAAGAGCUGGAUAUAUUUUGGUGCAUCUGCUUCAACAUACUCGGUCUCCGUGGGGCUUUCUCUGGCGCACAUCUGGAUGCUUUGAACGGCACGUGGGUCAGGAGCUUCUGCGGCCGUAAGGCGUGGAUGUUCGUCCCACCACAGCAUCUCAGCGAAGACGAUCUGAGAAGGUUGGCUCGAUACGGCGAUAACUAUAACCCUCGAGGGAAGGCCAGAACCCUGAUGAUCGAACCAGAUGAAACAUUGCUCAUGCCUGCUGGGUCCAUGAUCAUUCAUGCCGUCCUAACGCUCGAGACCAGUUUGAUGGAGGGCGGCAUGUUGUGGGAUGAGCUGAGUGUCAACAAGAUUCUCGAGAACAUGCUUUGGAUGGCUAAGAACCAGCAGUCUACGAAUAAGCCCUGGCCGAAUCAUAUUCAGGCACUGGUCAAACAGCUUGAUCGAGCAGUGGUGUCAAAUACUUCGCGCUUCACUCGUGGGCCUCAGUUUGAACGGGAGUUUCUGUCGGAAUAUGAGAAGCGGAGCUGUGAGAUACAAGCUCUACCUUGCAAAUGCAUCUCGCGAUGCGGGAAACUGUGUCAGUGUAGAGCCAAUGGCCGGCGUUGCACGCCUGAGUGUAAAGCUCAUGCUGCAAGGGAGUUGAGGUGCCUCCAGGAGACGUAG